CAGUGAGUGCAGGAUCUAAACAACAGAGACAGACAGGGAAGUGUUUCAGCCAGCUGAGCCAGAGCCGCGCUGUAUGGUGUCUGCUGCUGCACCGGGACUAGGCUUAUUAAUGUGGCCACAGCUUCUCCAAUCAAUCUCCAGUAAAUAAAUCGGACAUUGUAUAAACGAAGAUGUUUGCAAAAGCUACCAGGAAUUUCCUGAGAGAUAUUGAUUCUGGGGGAGAAUUAAUAACGGUCUCCAGCUUAAAUGAUUCGGAUAAGGCCCAGAUCCUUAGUGUAGUGGCUAAGAAGAGGCGAUUCUGGCACUGGCAAAAACCAAAGUACCACUUUUCAUCCUGUGCCUGCCUGCUGAGUGACAUACUGACGGGGGAGAGCACCGUGCAGCCCGUUGUCAUCGAAUCUGAAUUUGUGAAAUAUGAGGGUAAAUGUGGGGAUGUCGUUAAGGGUGAUGUUGAUGCUGAAUUUGGAGUGUUUCAUGGCAAUGCUGGUGGGUCUGGGCGUGUAGACAGCCAGUCUUCCUUUGGAACCCUAAGAAAACAAGAGGUUGACAUGCAGCACCUUAUGAAAGAUGUACAAGACAGGAUAAUAAACUUACACCAUCCCUUCAUUCGGCAGCUGCAUGAGAACAAGAAUGACAUCCUGUGCAUCCUAAAAGAGAAGAUUGUCACCACACAGAAAUGCAUCAUUUCAGAGCACACACAGACAGAGGAGAAAUUCGGCGGGAAUCUUGGAGUUAAAGCAAAGACGGUGAAGGUAACAGUGACUGAAAAUGGAAAUGUUACGAAGGAUGAGAACACAGUCCUGGAAUUACCUGCUUCUACGACCAUUGCCUACGGGGUAGUGGAAUUGUAUAUAAAAUGCGAUGGUAGCUUUGAAUUCUGUUUGCUAUCUGAAAAAGAAGGAGGUUUUGAAAAGGAAACCAGCCAAAAACAUCAACAUGCUGCCCCAGUUCUGUAUGACACUCUUUCUCUGUAUGACUGGGAUGUUGUGGAUGGUUUCAGAAGUUCAUCUGUGGACGGGAAACCCGUGCCAGGCAGUGCCGCCCUGUCUGUGCUAAAGCAAGAGUUACUGGAGCUUAGAAAGCACUUUGUUGUAUUCCAAGAGCUUGCGGAAACCCAGCGCAGAGAGCUGUAUAAUCUACUUUGUGAAAUACUGGAUGAUGGGGAAACGGUGGCUCAGCUACAGGCAGUGGUAGAAGAGAUCUGCUUAGGGCGCAGGCCAAGUCUGACAUCCUUCGAUGAGUUAAAGCCGCCUCAGCGAGAACGAGCACAGGAGAUAUUGCACUUUGCAGGAUAUGAUAUGCAAAACGAGAAGCUCCCGGAUCCAUCUAACAGGGAGCUGCUUGCGGCUGUACACAUCCUUAUCAGCGCACUGGAUGAGAUGCCAGACCCUGCCCUGGCGAUGCUCGGUGCGUGCUCUAAACGCCAUCUGCUGCCCGCUCUCUAUGCCCUGCCAAACAUCACAUCAGAUGAAGGACUUUGUUCAAGGGCAGGGCCGCUGCUGUCUGAUCUCAUCCACCAAGGUACAUUUCACAUCGUACAGAGGUUGUUCUCUUUAUCUAACGUAAGGAUGGAAGAGAAUGGAGAAAGCAUCAGUGCAGUAACUGCCAAGGAUCCCGGCUUUCUCCCACUCAUCCUUUACAUUUCCAUAUCCGGAUUUCAUUCAUUAGAGAAACACAGUAAGAACUGAAGUAUGCUGGACUCUCCUCCUGGGUUCUGACCAGCAACAGCCACGUAGAGUGUAUUGUACACGUUCAUGACUAAAUGUAACAAAACACAAGUCAAGAGAAAAGUUUUCUAACUUCUAAUAAAAGCAUUUUGGAGAAUGUGUUCUGUAGA
Pseudophryne corroboree (corroboree frog) is the source of this 1837-nucleotide messenger RNA. It is a transcript of the gene GSDME, whose product is annotated as gasdermin E. Gene Ontology annotation, cellular component: cytoplasm. The record is from RefSeq and is a predicted model, not a curated record. The transcript is spliced from 11 exons. Bases 171 to 1688 code for a protein of 505 amino acids. NCBI's taxonomy places the organism in Eukaryota, Metazoa, Chordata, Amphibia, Anura, Myobatrachidae. Gene Ontology annotation, biological process: programmed cell death.